Molecule: messenger RNA, 2080 nt
Organism: Cryptococcus deneoformans JEC21
Lineage: Eukaryota; Fungi; Basidiomycota; Tremellomycetes; Tremellales; Cryptococcaceae
Exons: 9
Coding region: 15-2003 (662 amino acids)
Biological process (GO): protein sumoylation
Cellular component (GO): cytoplasm; SUMO activating enzyme complex
Molecular function (GO): SUMO activating enzyme activity
Source: RefSeq, a predicted model, not a curated record
CGAGCGACUAUAAAAUGCCCAGGUCAACAUACACUGAAGCCCUUCUCGGCCCAGAGGUGUAUAAAAAGGUUAGAGAGACAAAGGUUCUCGUCGUUGGUGCUGGUGGUAUUGGCUGUGAACUCCUCAAGAACCUUGUUUUGGUUGGGUUCGCCAAUAUUGAAAUAAUCGACCUUGAUACCAUUGACCUCUCAAACUUGAACCGCCAGUUCCUCUUCCGAAAACCCGACAUCUCUAAAUCCAAAGCCCUUGUUGCCGCUGCGACAGCUCACCACUUCAACCCCAACUCUGGCAUCAACAUCAACGCUAGGCACGGGAAUGUCAAGGAUAGUGUGAAUGACCUCGAGUGGAUCAAGGGGUUCGGCUUGGUCAUGAACGCAUUGGAUAAUAUGGAUGCACGACGGCAUGUGAAUAGGCUUUGUCAGGCUGCUGGUGUCCCUCUUAUCGAGUCUGGUACUGCCGGUUACCUCGGUCAGGUUACUCCCAUGAUCAAGGACGUCACUGAAUGCUUUGACUGUGUGCCCAAGCCUGCCCCCAAAGCGUUCCCAGUCUGCACUAUCCGUUCAACACCUAGUGAACCUAUUCACUGUAUCGUCUGGGCAAAGACGUAUCUUUUUGGAAAGUUGUUUGGUGAAGAUGAUGAGGACAUGGACACUGAAGAGCUGGACAAGGCUAAAUCUAGUGGGGAGAAUGCGGAGGAAAUUGAAAACCUGAAAAAGGAAGCCGCUGCCUUCCGACAAGUAAGGAAAUCCCUUAGCGAAGAGGACGGCCCUCGGCGAGUAUUCCACAAAAUUUUCAACGAAGAUAUCCGCCGUCUCUUGGCUAUGGAGGAUAUGUGGAAAAAGGAAGGCCGUGUAAAGCCUGUACCUCUUGAUUGUGAUGCCAUUCUUGACGAGACGUUUGUCACCCCACCACUCCGUACGGUUCCUGUGACGAACCAGCAAGCGGACAGUGACAGGGCGGCUGAAAGGGACAAGGGUAAAUCCGCGGCGCUGUUGAAGGACCAGAAAGAGUUGAAUUUGAAGGAGAAUUUGGAAUUGUUCCUGGACAGCUGCAAGAGGCUUUCCGCUCGAGCACUCGCCUUUCCCGACACACCUCUGUCCUUUGACAAGGAUGAUGACGAUACUCUUGACUUUGUACUUGCGACAGCUAACCUUCGAGCUACCGCUUACGGUAUCCCCAAUAAGACUCGUUUCCAAGUCAAAGAAAUGGCCGGUAAUAUCAUUCCCGCUAUUGCUACCACCAACGCCAUCAUCGCCGGUCUUAUCGUGAUGCAAUCCCUCAACAUCCUCUCUCGAAUCCACUCCACCUCCAAUGGCGGCCCAUCCACCGACUCCAGCAGCAUCCCUGUCCGCAACGUGUUCCUCCGAACAGACCCUACCAAACCCCUCGGCUCAUUUUUACCCCAACAUCCAGACCCAACAUGCAGCGUCUGUCGAGACGUAUACAUCCCGUUCAAAGCUGAUGUCGGGAAAUGCACGUUGGGUGAGUUUGUCGAGGAUGCAGUAAAAGACUGGCUUGGGUCAGCAGAGUUUGAAGGGCAAGGAGAAGGGGAGGAUGUGGAAUGGACAGUGUUUGAAGGAGGAAGGCUUUUGGCUGAUCCAGACUUUGACGAUAACCUUGGAAGGACUUUGGAUGACCUUGGGGUUGGACGGGGUAAGAUUCUGACGGUGAGGGAUGAAGAUACAAAGUACAGACCUGUACACUUUUGUGUCUGCCAACCGGACCCCGAAGCGUCAAAAGCCUAUACCCUCCCUGACGAAAAACCCACAAUCCCGCUCGCUCCCGCCAAACCUGGAGCUGCCGCUCGUGAAUCUUCCGAAGAACCCGAGAUUGUCGAACACGUCCCCGCCAACACCGCGCCCAAGGAUUUGCCUAGUGUGACUGCAGGAGUGAAGCGACCAGCGCCUGAAGAUGAGGGACAAACUGCCGCAGGAAGGGAUGAUGCAAAGAAGAGAAGGGUGACCACUGUGGUGGAUGACGAUGAUGAUUUCGAGAUUUUGUAAAGUGAUACAGUUCAAAAGAGUUCUGGGUGUUAUAAGAUGCAUACAAAUCAUGGCAUAUAGUCGGCACAUUGGUGGUA